Messenger RNA from Lottia gigantea (owl limpet), 633 nucleotides. RefSeq lists its product as hypothetical. The record is from RefSeq and is a predicted model, not a curated record. The transcript has 4 exons. The coding region runs from base 1 to 633 and encodes 210 amino acids. NCBI's taxonomy places the organism in Eukaryota, Metazoa, Mollusca, Gastropoda, Lottiidae.
AUGGCUCGAAGAUUUUCAAGAAAUAUCGAAUGUUUCAUUGGACUAUUGCUCAUAGACUUUGCCUUCGGUUGUGAAGAUAACUGCACAAAGUCCACAGAAAGUAUAGCAUUAUCAGCAAUCCUCUGCGUUGCAGCUGUUGCUGCCAUAAUAUGUCCACUCCUGUGCCUAUGUGGACCAUUUAAACGUCUGGCAAUACGAUGGCGAAAAUAUUUCCAUGACAAUCUAGGUUGGGAGUACCCAGAGAGAGGUCAAAGGCAGUGUCAAGUGGAAUAUGGAGUAUCAACCGGAAAUGACGUACCACCCGAGUAUGUUAACAUCGCAUUCAUCGAUUUACCGCCAUCGUACGACGAGGUGGUCAAAAACUCACAAUACUACAAGUAUGGUCCAGCUUGUUCAUCAGUACCCGCUCCUAAGCGCCAUCAUCAGCGACAAGAUUGUCAAGAACGACGGCGAACUGAAACAUGUCAUCAGAUAAGCAGACGAUUAGAGUUUUCACAAGAACGCAAUUCGAAUUCAUCCGUCCAAGAACCAAUAGAUCAAGCCAACAGUAUGAAUCAGCUGAGUUCGAUAACGGUUCAGGAUGCUUCCGUCAUCAGGAAUCAAGAGAGCGAACAAACAAUACACAAUAGUUGA